GUUUCCGCGACGCAGCCUUCCCCCUCUAGCUAGCUAAAUGGUCCGCAACAUCAACAUUUAGAAAUUGGUCUGUUACAUAUUACACUAAGAGCGACAACUGGCAGUACGUGAUGUCUGCUCAGAAGCGCCCUUGUGACUCUAGUGGUUCUGGUCCUCCUGGUGCCCCCCCUGAGAAGCGGAGGGAGAGGGAGGGCACCGAGGAAGCUGAGAGUCUUAAUACAGGGGCAGGGGCAAGCACUGCAGUGGAAACGGUUAUCAAACUUGGAGGUGUCUCCAAUUCGGAAGAGCAGGAUAUUAAGGCACUGUUGGUGAAAAAUAGAAAGCUAGGAGAGGCCCUGGAUCAAAGACAGGUUAUUGAGGAUGAGUUGAGAGAAAGAGUGGAAAGGCUUGAGACUCGCCAGGCUACAGAUGAUGCUAGUUUACUUAUCCUCAACAGAUACUGGAACCAGUUUGAUGAGAACGUGCGGUUAAUUGCUUACCGCUACGACCAAUCAGGGAGUGAACCCAUUGACAGCCAGCCUGGGGAGGGGCGGGGCCUAAAGCCAGGCACACCAGAGCCAGACGGGGACUCUAAUCAGGAGCGAGCAAAGGACAGAGGUCAACAGGGUGAAGGAGCAAGCUCGUUUCUUGCUAUAUUGGCCAGUAGCAGCAGUGAAGAGAUGGAAGCAGAACUGCAGGAGAGGGUGGAAUCUAGUUGCAAGCAAGCCAGUCAUGCGGUAGAAAUUUACAAGAGCUUGAACAGCACUGUAGAUGAACUGAAGAAAGACCUGGAGUCUGGCACUGAGGGAAUUAUCUGGGAGGUUGGCACCUGCCUCAACACCCUAGUGGCCAAUGAAAAUGAACGUCUUCGUCAGCUUACUGACAACCUCAAGCAAAAAUAUAGUCACAUGACCAGUGAGUCACGUUCCCUGGGCCGUGCUGCCACUCGUGCUGAUAACAGAAUUAGUGAGCUGCAGGCGCUCAUAGAGGAACUGCAGUGGGAUACAGAGAAGGUUCGCCGGCGAGAAAACCGUCUCAACACACACCUGGGAGAAGUGCUGGAGAGGGUGAACAGUAAAGGCUAUAAGGUGUGUGGUGAGGCCAGCAGUGUUUGUGGGACCAUUACUAUCAAUAAGAGAAAGUUUGAAGAGAUGAACAGUGAGUUGGAGGAGAACAGGGAACUGGCAGAGAACCGGCUGAGUGAGCUGCAGAAGCUGCAGCAAGACCUGCAGGGAGUUGUGCAGGAGAACAGCAGUAUGAAGGCAGAGCUGAUGUCCCGGGCUGAGGGAGUGGUGAGGGAGACUGCAGAGUAUCGCUGUCUACAGUCUCAGUUCUCAGUGCUUUACAACGAGUCUCUGGUGCUGAAAGCCCAGCUGGACGAGACCCGAGCUCGCCUUAACACCACGAGAGCUGCCCGCCUCCGCCAGCUUGACCACAUGGAGAACGACGAAGUCUCUUUGCAGCGCAAAGUUCGUACAGAGGUGAUCCAGCUGGAGGACACCCUCGCACAAGUGCGGAAGGAGUAUGAGAUGCUGAGGAUCGAGUUUGAGCAAACGCUUGCUGCCAAUGAGCAAGCAGGCCCCAUAAACCGGGAGAUGCGUCACCUCAUCAGCACACUACAGACACACAACCAGCAGAUGAAGGGUGAGGUGGUCAAGUACAAGCUAAGGCUACGAGAAGCCCAGCAAGAUCUCAACCAGCUCCGUGCUGCGAAGGGCAGUGCUGCCCUCCAAUCACAGUCGAGCACAGAGAUGGACAUAAAAGAAGAGACUGCCUCCCCUUUAAUGCCGGCCACCUCUGGAGAUGUCAUUGUGAAGGCGGGACCAGAUAAUGGUUCAGUCACGCCCACAAGCACUGGCUUCUCAAUUAAGACUGAACCUGGAAUAGAACCAGAAGGAACUGUGGAAGAGAAAGAGAAAGAAAAGGAGAAGGAGAAAGAAAAAGAGAAAGAACAGAGAGAGAGGGUGACUCGUGGGAGUGGUGUGGGUGGACUGAUAAAGGAGGAGAAGGAAAAGCCAGGCACCAGCAGUGGCCAAUCAGAAGACCCACCCGCAGAACGCUGCACUGUUAUUGGAGGGCCCAAGCGUAAGGAGGUGGAGCAACUGAAGAUCAUCCGGGCAGAGCUUAAGAAAGCCCAGGAGUCUCAGAGAGAGAUGAAGCUCUUGCUGGACAUGUAUCGUUCUGCACCUAAAGAGCAGAGGGACAAGGUGCAACUCAUGGCUGCAGAGAAAAAGUCCAAGGCUGAGGCGGAGGAGCUGCGUCAGCGCCUUCGGGAACUGGAGGAGCGGGAGAGGAGAGAAGGGAAGAAAAUGGCAGAUGAGGAGGCUCUGAGGAAGAUCCGCUGUGUGGAGGAACAGAUUGACAUCCUCAACAAGAAACUCUCCAUUGCCAAGCAGGAGGAGGAUGCCUUGUUGAGUGAGAUGGACGUCACCGGGCAGGCCUUUGAGGACAUGCAGGAGCAGAACAUCCGACUGAUGCAGCAGCUACGUGAGAAGGAUGAUGCCAAUUUCAAGCUGAUGAGCGAGCGCAUCAAGUCCAACCAGAUCCACAAGCUCCUGAAAGAGGAGAAGGAGGAGCUGGCUGACCAGCUGCUCACGCUCAAGACCCAGGUGGAUGCGCAGUUACAGGUUGUUAGAAAGCUGGAGGAGAAAGAGCGCCUCCUGCAAGGCACCAUUAGUGCUGCAGAGAGAGAACUCUCACUACGUACACAAGCCCUAGACAUGAACAAACGCAAGGCUCAGGAGUCUGCACUGCAGUCGGAGGAGCUGCGGGGUCAGCUGGAGGGCGUGCAGCAGAGACUGAAAGCGGUGCGAGAGGAGGUGAUCGAGAACAGCAUCUCCAGAGAAAAAGAGUCCUUUAAUGCCCGCCGCGCACAGGAAGACAUUUCCAAACUGCGCAGAAAAAUCGAGAAAGCCAAGAAACCUGCUGAGAACAUACGCAACGGGGAUGAGAUUCUGAACGAGGAAAUUAACGAAUACAAGGCACGUUUGACGUGUCCAUGCUGUAACUCGCGUGUGAAGGACGCCGUGCUGACCAAGUGCUUCCAUGUCUUCUGCUUCGAGUGCGUGAAGACACGCUACGACACUCGCCAGAGGAAGUGCCCCAAGUGCAAUGCCGCCUUUGGUGCCAACGAUUUCCAUCGCAUCUACAUUGAAUAGGCUUGCGAGCCUCUGCAGCUGCAAUGCCACUGUUGCAUCCCCCCCCAUCCCCAAAACCUCCAACGAAUUGUGGUGUUGUUAGGUUCACUAGAUGUAGAUGAUUUUGCUAUGAAGGAUGUUCUAUUGUUGAGGUUCUUUGCUCACCACAGACACCAUCAGCUACAAAUCGACAUUCCGUCACGGACAGGUUGUGAUGCGAGCCAUUUUGGUUUAAGGAACAACUUGCCCUGAUUAUUCAGGCUUAUUGCAGUUUGCUGUUGCUUCAUUCCACCUCAACCAGUUUGGCUUCCUAGUCCUCAGGGCUUGGUGUCUCCAUCAACAUCGUUAGCGAUAGUCUAGAGACUUGCUCUUAACUGCCUGAUAGACUGCCGAGUAGUUUAUUAGCAGUCAAUAAAUAUUAAUCGAGUCUCCUAGACACUGUUUUUUGUACUUUUACGUUUGUUUGUUUUUGUUUUUUUUUCAAAACUGCCUAGUUAUGAUGGUCGAGUGAUUGCUUUGUUGCAAUUCAUUAAAAAUGCUGUUGAACUGUGUA
Molecule: messenger RNA, 3669 nt
Organism: Electrophorus electricus (electric eel)
Lineage: Eukaryota; Metazoa; Chordata; Actinopteri; Gymnotiformes; Gymnotidae
Gene: rnf20
Product: ring finger protein 20, E3 ubiquitin protein ligase
Cellular component (GO): nucleus; HULC complex
Molecular function (GO): metal ion binding; ubiquitin protein ligase activity
Source: RefSeq, a predicted model, not a curated record